AUUUAUAUUAUUAUUUUUUUUUUAAAAAAAAUUAUCCUCUCACGACCGUUCGCAAACGCUAACUGGAACCAGCUUUUGAAUUUAUGAGGUUUAGAAUAGUUUGAAGCGGUUUAAAACAAUUUGAGUGAUUGUUGCAAAAUACCAACAAUCGAUACCAACCAUACAAAACCUGUGUUUGCGGAUGGUAGCGGAGUAACCAAUCAUUCUUUUAGUGUCAAAUUAAUAUAAAAUGGAUGGAACCUCGCACUUGAGUGAGAAAUGAGCUAAGUCUAAUCUAUGAUAACCUCUAGAUUUAAUUCAACCAUAUCCUUUCUCAUCCAUUUUGACGUUACUCUGAAGAUGUAAAUGACUUAUUAAUAGAUUGAACAAAAUUAUCAUUAGAUUUUCUUUGACUGACAGGAGAAAGAAUGUUAUUUGUUUUUUACAAGCUUCCCUGAUCGUCAAUGGAACCGACGGUAGCACCACCGGAGCCGGAGGCUCAAUCCGGAGACAUCUCUGUAAGAGAUAACAUAGUGAAUGUGGAGAAAACAGAGGAGGAGGAGCAAGAACAUAGCGAUUCCGGUUCAGCGAUAACCGGAGUCGAUUUGAUCUUUGUUGCUGGCGACGAUGAUAUCAGUAUUGGAGCGGAUGGUGUUGUGGAGAGGACGAAAAUGGAGCUGCCUAAGGAAUACGCGAAUAGCGUUAUGGUUCUGACGUGCGGUUCCAAAGCUGAAGGUGGAUCUUGCGAUGUGUAUUUGAUUGGCACUGCUCAUGUCUCAGAGGAAUCAUGUCGAGAAGUUGAAGCUAUAGUCAGCUACAUGAAGCCAGAGGUCGUGUUCGUGGAGUUGUGUGCAAGCCGGUUGUCUAUUCUCACUCCUCAGGCUGUGAAGAUUCCGACCGUGUGGGAGAUGAUAGACAUGUGGAAGAAGAAACACAACCCAUUCGGAAUAGCCUACGGAUGGUUUCUUGCAAAGAUCGCAAGCAAGCUUGAUGUUUUACCUGGUGCUGAGUUUCGUGUGGCGUAUGAAGAGGCAGUCAAAUAUGGUGGCCAGGUGAUUCUGGGUGAUCGUCCAGUGCAGAUCACGUUAAAGAGAACAUGGGCUAAAAUGCCUAUAUGGCAUAAAGUAAAGUUUUUGUACGGCUUAGUGUUUCAAGCUGUCUUUUUACCGAGCCCUGAGGAACUUGAAAAGAUGCUGAAAGCUAUGAACGAUGUGGAUAUGCUGACAUUGGUGAUCCAACAAAUGAGCAAGGAGUUUCCAUCUCUCAUGGAUACACUUGUGCAUGAGCGAGAUAAGUACAUCUCAUGUAUGUUGUCAAGAGUUGCAUGUGAGCAUAGCUCGGUGGUGGCAGUUGUUGGUAGAGGGCAUCUUCAAGGGAUCAAAAAGAAUUGGGACCAGCCUAUAAAUAUGAAGGAUCUGUUGGAGAUACCGAAGAAUAAAUCAGUUUUUACUGUAAAGAAUGUUCUGAAAUCUCUGGCAGUUUUAGUCAUUGGGGCAGCCAUAGUUUCCCGCAUAUACCUUGCAGGCAGAAGUUAAAGAAUCUCAAGGCAGGGAGAGUUUCUCAUGAGGACAAUAAAAGUUUAGGCUUAAGUAACAGAUGGUUAACAUUGAUCUUCAGCAACUGUUCUACUCUUUGUUGACAUGAUUUUUACUUAUCUUUGGUUUAUUGGUUGAAUAAUUUUAUAACAGUUUAUACAAAAUAAAAAAUCUUUCCCCUCCCAUA
Messenger RNA from Brassica rapa (field mustard), 1701 nucleotides. RefSeq names its product traB domain-containing protein. Lineage: Eukaryota; Viridiplantae; Streptophyta; Magnoliopsida; Brassicales; Brassicaceae. The record is from RefSeq and is a predicted model, not a curated record. Gene Ontology annotation, cellular component: mitochondrial outer membrane.